Molecule: messenger RNA, 956 nt
Organism: Trematosphaeria pertusa
Lineage: Eukaryota; Fungi; Ascomycota; Dothideomycetes; Pleosporales; Trematosphaeriaceae
Exons: 1
Coding region: 316-828 (170 amino acids)
Source: RefSeq, a predicted model, not a curated record
CAAUAUCACACUCCCUGCAUCUCUAACGUUGUUACUAACAUCCGCGCGGGAUGUUCGGACGUAUCGGAACAUUGCAAAGACACCUAUCCGCCUUCCUCUUCCGGUUGGAGUGAGGACGAUGGGACGCCACCACCAACAUCGCGCAUGUUUUCGACGAUGCGGAUUCGAUGGUAGGCAAGCCUCUUCCGUGGCAUGUAACGUCGAGCGAUUUAUUAGCGUUCAGGAAGGCGAACGCCAGCAGAGAAAGAUGACCGUCGGCUUCCGCUAUGGAUGCACGAGCAUGAAUACUCCGAGGUAGGCUGCAGAUAAGGCCACAUGGUCGCACAGAGCAUGUGCAAGCCAAUCUGCCUUGCGCUGCAUUACUUUCACCUCUUUUUGACUCUCUACGUCAGCCACGCUUUCAUUGGCAUGUCAUUCUCGCAUGUGGCUUAUUGGGGACGGCCAUUGCCGUGCCCGUCUACCUGCAGCACACAUCCGCCUUUCCGACAUCUAAGACAUUGCCUCCCCAUCGAAAGAUUCUUUCAUUUACCCCAUCUACCGCAUCAACUCCAAACACUCUGCCGGUUGAAGUUUCAACACCUCUCUCGCUUCAGUCUCACGAUAUGUCUUCCCCCUCGUAUUCUUGGCCUCGCACCUACAGGACCCUGUGUAUCUGAAACUCGAACGCCCGUCCCCUGUCCUCAUAUCGUGUUCGCAACCAUCCCUCUUCUCAAUCCUUCAUCCAUGCGCUUUGCUUUCGCACGUAUUGACGCCACAUCCCGCGUCUCUGGCCACCGGUGUCGCUUUCACGUGGCUAGUAAUUUUGACAGCGGGCUCUUGCGCAAGUGACAUACAUGUUGCGCGCUCAGACCUCGCUCAGACCUCGCCCAGACAAUGGUUUUCCGGAACGGGAAGGUGCCGUGAACACCCUCCGAGGAUAAGUCGGACCCCAGAGAUCGUUCGCGAAGGAUUCGCAG